AUGUCCUUUGACGCGCGCGUCGUGCAGCACUACGAAGUUGACCCGGUGUCGAUUGCUGCGUACGCUAUUUCGACACCGUUCGCACCGCGCGUGUCGGUCAGCGUUGGCAACAUGGCGCAGUGGACGCGCUACGUCAACGCCAUCGCCCAUCUCGUCACAUCGGUCGAGUUGGACCCCAUGCCCGGCUUGGACGAUCCCAUCCAAGCAGCUGCGCUUCGUGACGCACUCGUCGCGUGUCCGCGCCUGCGCAAGCUGUGCGUCCGGUACUCCGACUGGGGCGAUGCCAUGGGUAUUGUCGCAAGCAUCGACUGCAUCCUCCGUGCUGCACCCUCCAUGUCGCGUGUUUGCCAUAUUGAUAUCAAAGGCUCGGUGACCGUACACAGUCUCGCCGCGUCGAGCGUGCACAGCCUCGUCCAGUGGAUUGAGGCGGGAGAAGCCACCCACCUCCGGCUCCACCAUGUAAACGUGGCCAUCGACGAAGGCGGUAGAGACGGCGUUGGCGCGGCGCUGGCGUCAGCGAUCUCGCGCUCAACGACGCUUCAAACGGUCGACUUGAAGAAUGUUACGUUCUUCAACACGCAGGGUCUCGUCGGCCAGCCGCUGCCAGCAACGACGCGCGAGUUCCACUGGGCCAGCAACGACGACGCGCCACGCCUCCCGACGGCAGCGACGCUCACACGCCACCUCGGGGCUUCGCUGGCAUUGGCCUCGCGAUUGGUGGUGCUCCGCCUUGCUGGCAACAACACGCUGUGCCCAACGACGCUGGUCGCCGAGCUCGCAGCGGUGCUGCCACACAUGCAACACCUCGGCAGCUUGCACCUCAAGGGCAACUCGCUGCAAGGUGUCGACGUCUCGCCUCUCAUGGCGGUCCUCCCAUCGCUUCCCGCUUUGGAGACGCUGCGAAUCAAGAUGGCCCGGCUGGACGACGCCGGUGCGCGGGCGCUCGCGUCGGUGCUUCCGCACUGCACCUUACUAUGCCAACUGCUGGUUCAAGGCGGUGCGUACAACGAAGCGUCGUCCGAAGCGCUGCUGACGGCCACCGCAUCGAUGCCAGCUCUCGAUUACUUGGAAAUGGACGUGGCAACCGACUGCAACGAAGGCUGGAUGCAGCGACUGAGUCCGCUGCUCGCAACUUGCGCCACGACGACUGCAUGUAUGGUGUUGCACAGCGUCAAUGUCUCGUCGUCAGCAUGUGCAGCGUUAGCAAGCGCCUUGAUCGAUGCGGGUUUGCGUGAAGUCUCUCCGGGGGGGCAAUCCUACCGGGUGGGGGUUCCGACAUGUAGCGACGAGGCGAAGGAGCAGUCGAGCUGCAUCUCAUUAAAGAACCGCAACUUGUUGCUCAUGUAACAAUGACAACGA
Messenger RNA from Saprolegnia parasitica CBS 223.65, 1359 nucleotides. RefSeq lists its product as hypothetical. The record is from RefSeq and is a predicted model, not a curated record. Lineage: Eukaryota; Oomycota; Saprolegniomycetes; Saprolegniales; Saprolegniaceae. The coding region runs from base 1 to 1347 and encodes 448 amino acids. The transcript has a single exon.